Lycium barbarum (goji berry) is the source of this 3861-nucleotide messenger RNA. Its product is annotated as glutamate receptor 2.8-like. Gene Ontology annotation, cellular component: plasma membrane. The transcript has 5 exons. The record is from RefSeq and is a predicted model, not a curated record. Gene Ontology annotation, molecular function: glutamate-gated receptor activity. Lineage: Eukaryota; Viridiplantae; Streptophyta; Magnoliopsida; Solanales; Solanaceae. The coding region runs from base 568 to 3501 and encodes 977 amino acids.
GUGUUUGCUUGUUUGGUGUGCAAGCAAGUUAUACUGACCAAUUCUAAACUGAAACCGCGUAAUUAAGAUUAGUAGCAAUAGCCUUUUAUCUAAGCUAGUUCUGAACUUUCACCCUGCUAAAUUUGUAAACUCCUCCUGCCUUGCCAAAAUAAGGGAAAUCUAUUCAGCAUCCUCCAAAAUAUGGCAUCAAAUGGAAUAAAAAGUAACUAGGGAUUAGGGGAAUGAGUCUACCAAAUCAAUUUUAUCACUGUUUUCAUUUGUCUGCUUUAUAUUUGGUCAAACAGAGGAAUAAGCUUACUAACUUGUGGUGUAGCAUGUCUGAAAAGUCCUCUCUCUCAAUAACCAAACGACAUAUUUUCACCCAUUUCUUCUUUGAAAACUUUUGACUUUUCUUUCUGCAGUUAUGGUGGUGGUCCUUAUUAUAAGUUCCAAAGAUAUUUACUGGUCAAAGUUUAUGAAGUUCCCUGAUACUGAAGCCAUGUAUCUAAAAGUCGCACAUUUAAGAAAGCUUUAAAGCACAAUCACAACUCCUUCUCCAACUAUCAGAUUACUUCUAAAGUUUUUCAAAUGCAUAAUCCAAGAUGUCAAUUCCUAAUUCUUUUCAUCCAACUUGUCUCCAUCAUUAGCUUUCCCCACUGCGCAAGGCAAAUAAUAGGUGAAGAUAAUAACACUAGUGCUGUAAAGGCGGAUGUGGGCAUAAUUCUAGAUCUGGAAACAGAUGUCGGAAAAGUAAUGCACAUAUCCAUCUUACUAGCUCUUGCAGAUUACCACGCCGCAAAUCGCAGUGCCAUUAGAAUAGUCCCUCACUUGAGGGAUUCCAAGGAAGAUGAUGUUGAAGCAGCAUCUGCUGCGAUAUACUUGCUAAAGGAUGUUCAAGUACAAGCUAUCUUUGGGCCACAAAUAUCUACACAAACUGAUUUUGUGAUCGACUUAGGGAACAGAGUAAAAGUUCCUAUCAUUUCUCCAGCAACAAGUCCUUCACUUUCAGUAAAGGAAAAUCCCUACUUCAUCAGAGGAGCACUUCCUUCUUCCUGCCAGACUAAGGCCAUUGCAGCAAUUGUUAAAAACUUUGAUUGGAGGGAGGUCAUAGUCAUCUACGAGGAUAGCUCCUUUGGGACGGGGAUAAUUCCACAUUUGACUGAUGCAUUACUGGAAUUCAGCACUUUAGUCUCCUAUAGAAGUGUUAUUUCUCCUUCAGCCAAUGAUGAUCAAAUCCUGAGGGAGCUAUAUAAGUUGAAUACAAUGCAGACCAGGGUGUUCAUAGUGCACUUGCAACCAUCUCUUGCCUCGCGCCUUUUUCUCAAGGCCAAAGAAGCCGGGAUGAUGAUGAGUGGAUAUGCAUGGAUAAUCACAGAUGUGCUAACUAGUCUUCUGGACCUGGUAGAUCCUUCAGUAAUUGAACAAUCAAUGCAAGGUGUUCUGGGUGUAAAACCUUAUGUUCCAAGAUCAAAUGAGCUUAACAAUUUCACCAAGAGAUGGAGAAAGAGAUUUCGUCAAGAGUAUCCAGACAUGGACCAACUAGAACUCAAUGUAUUCGGGCUAUGGUCAUAUGAUAGCAUCACCUCAUUAGCAGAAGCAGUAGAGAAAGUGGGCACUACUGCUACCCCAAAAUCAAAGAAACCAGACACUAGAGAGAACGUAACAGACUUAGAUGCACUUGGAACCUCAGAAGUGGGAUCUCUGCUCAUUGACUCUAUGCAAAACACAGAGCUAAAAUCAGGCCUAAGUGGUGAUUUCCGUAUAGUUGAUGGAGAAUUGCAGCCAUCCCCAUAUCAGAUUGUGAAUAUAAUUGGGAAAGGACAGAAAAGCGUCGGAUUCUGGACAGAGAAGGAUGGCAUUUUGUAUAAUCUGAAGAUGAAUGGUAAAAUAGCUAAAAGUAAUAAUAAGCAACUAGGGCCCAUCAUUUGGCCCGGUGAAUCUAUUAUUGUUCCGAGAGGCUGGGACAUACCCACAAGUGGGAAGAAGUUAAGGGUUGGAGUUCCCGUCAAAGGAGGGCUGGAGCAAUUCAUUAAAGUGGAAAUAGAUUCAAAAACACAAGCAGUAACUGCAACUGGUUUCUGUGCAGAUGUCUUCAAAGAAGUCAUCCAAUCUCUGCCAUAUGCUGUCCCUUACGAAUUUAUUCCAUUUCCAAUUCCAGAUAGCCUCAAUCUUCCAGACUAUGAUGAUCUUGUUUACAAGAUCACUUCUAAGGAAUAUGAUGCAGUUGUAGGUGAUGUGACCAUUUUAGCUAGCCGAUCUGAGUAUGUGGAUUUCUCAUUACCUUUUUCAGAGUCGGGUAUUUCUGCAGUUGUGCCAGUAAGGGAUGAUGAUAGGAAGAAUGCUUGGAUUUUCUUGAAACCUCUAAAGAGUGAGCUUUGGAUAACAACCGGAGCAUUCUUCGUCUUUGUUGGUUUUGUGGUUUGGGUACUCGAACAUCGUGUAAACACAGAGUUUAGAGGACCCAAACACAAGCAAGUUGGGAUGAUAUUCUGGUUUUCCUUCUCAACUCUCGUUUUUGCUCACAAAGAGAGGGUAACAAGUAACUUGACAAGAUUUGUCCUGAUUGUGUGGGUUUUUGUGGUUCUGGUGCUGACAUCAAGUUAUACAGCCAACUUAACAUCUAUGUUAACAGUGCAACAGCUCCAACCUACUAUAACAGACCUCAAUGAUCUCACCAAGAAUGGAGAAUAUGUUGGGUACCAAGAAGGUUCCUUUGUCAAAGACGUCUUGAAGCGCAUGAAAUUCGACAGCUCCAAGUUCAGAAGUUAUAGCACAUUGGAAGAGUAUAAUGAUGCCCUCUCAAGAGGAAGUAAAAAUGGAGGUGUUGGUGCAAUUGUUGAUGAACUACCUUAUCUCAGACUCUUCCUCAACAAGUACUGCAGGAAGUAUAUUAUGAUCGGUCCGACAUACAAGGCUGCCGGCUUUGGAUUCGCAUUUCCAAAAGGAUCUCCUUUGGUACCUGACGUCUCAAGAGCAGUCUUGAAAGUGGUGGAGGGAGAGUUUAUGAAUACCAUAAUACAGAAAUGGUUUGGGAAUGAAAUAGAUUGUCCACAGCAAGAUGGAAUGGCUAUAACAUCUGAUAGUCUCACGUUAGAUAGUUUUAAGGGCCUUUUCCUCAUAGCUGGUGUAUCAGCAGGCUCCGCUCUGCUGUUAUUCUUCCUCAUCUUCCUUUAUCAGAAUAGAGAAAUCUUAGCCACUGAUGAUUCAAUAGGGCAAAAGCUAUCUGCCAUAGCAAAAGUCUUUGAUGAGGAGAAAGAUAACUCUAAUUCUAAGUCAGAAAAGUUAUCUGAAGGCAAUGAAGGCCAAACGGCUACACUGUUCACAGCAAGUGAAGCUUCCCCUGAAAUAUUACCUGACCUUCCUUUGCAAAGACCAGAAUUCAGAAUUUCUGACGGCCUAGGAGCAUCCCCUGCUGCUGAAGGGUUCUCUACAACAGAACCUGGAACUCCAGUUCAUGAAACCAUUACAGAGACAGUUGAAGAGAGACUGAAUAGGGUCCUACAAGAGAUUGUACAGAGAUGAGCUAACUUUAGGGUUAGUUAAACCAGAUUACAAUAUAACUAUGUCGCUCCCUGGAACUCCAGUUCAUGAAACCAUUACAUGGACAAUUGAAGAAGGGUGAUACAUAUAGCUUGCUACUAUAAUUGUGACACACCUGAAUAGGGCCCUACAAGAGAUUGUACAGAUAUGAGCUGCUUUAGGGUUAGUUAUAGCUUUUUUUAUAAUGUUUUCACUCUUGGCCAUAAUAUUUGCAUCAAGAGGCGACUCCAGAAUUUAGAUUGAUGGGUUUAACCUUUAAGUUCUCACGAUUGAAUUUAAUGCACUACUGUACUAUGGGUUCAGAAUAUAAUACUUAUUGAAAUUUUACUAAUUUUCCACUUA